UUGGCGGGGCGCAGCUCUUGACUGCCAUCUUUUCCUCUAGUAAUUUUUCAUUAUUGUCGCUUACCUCUGAUUGUAGCUGAUUCUGGAGCUGUGCCGCUCUGAGGAGACUGCGGACCCCCAGAUCAUUCAGCCUCAUCUUGACCGGAUGCAGAGCCUCAGAACUCUGUGGAAUGUGGAGACUGAUAAUGCAGACAUAUCUGACUCGCAUUUCAUGGGCCUUGUCCAAAACCUGGUGAGAAAUCCGGAGGAUAGGAGAAACUUCUUCCAGGAUGUUUUCCCUGGAGACUUUGGCCCAACAUACGACAAAGCAAUCCAGACCCUGAUGUGGCUCUUUCUGUCCCGACUUGAAAAGCUCCUUCCCACCCAAACUCUCCAACAGAUUGCGUCUCUGCUCAGCGAUGCCUCUUCUGUUCUGAAUGAAUGCAUGGAUACUUUCGCUCAACCUCAGGAGCUCAAAAGCUUGCUGGACACUCAGAAAGACCUUGGACAGUUGGAGGACAUUGAGUCUUGCAUAGUUGACAGUGGCAUCUUGUCAGCCCUAUGUCUGCCUCCUGUGGAACGAGUUGUGAUUGUCAACGAGCAAACGGAAACAGAUGUUGAGAGCGGGCUCAUGUAUACAGUGAGCCAAGAGAUGGAGGUUGAAUCUGAGAGCAUGGAGGGAACUGUGAACUCUGAGUGUGUGCAAACACAGUGGUUUGGUCUCGGCAGCGAGGUGAAGGCAGAAAUGGACUCUGUGGUGGUUACAGAUCGUUUGGAUGGCACGGAGGCCAGUGAGAGUGAAAUGGCAGAAGAACCGUCUGGAACACUCAUGAUAGGGGAGGACGGCCAGGUGACGGUGCUCAACAGCGUGGAGAAGAAGCCAAAUAGACGUGGGAGGAAAAAGAAAUGUCCUGAAGAUAAAGACUUUCAGGUGCAAAGCAAAAUGAGGGGCAAACUUGAUCCGGAAUUUGACGUUUUGUUGGAGAGACCGGUGCGAAAGAACCGUGGACUCAAGAUGAAAAGGUACCUGUCCCAGUGGAGGAAAUCCGGAAAGACACAGAGCAGCAAUGCGAUUAACAGCAGCCCUAAAAGGUUUGCAACCAAAAGCAAUGACCUGGAUGAGAGGACGUGCAAAGUGUGCGGCAAGGUGGUGACUCGUGCCAAGUUCUUAGAGCGUCACAUGAAUCGACACUCAGAUGAGCUGCCUUUUUCUUGUCCUGUGUGUAAAAGGUUUUAUAAGAGCUUGCGUUACUUGCAGCAGCAUAAAUGUCCAAAUCAGACAAAAGCAAAGGAACAAGAGACUGCAGCAGACGAGGGUGAACAAUCGUCCAGUGGGCUUCCUCGUGAGGCAGCCAACCAAGAGCUGCCGUCAGACAACACAGGACAAGUGGAACAGAAAAGCCCAGAUGUAAACAAAAGCGUGCUGGAAGGUCCGUUCUACUGUCCUCACUGCAGUGUGGAGUUUAAGUGCAAACAAACAUUUAGGUUCCAUUUAAGAAACAUUUGCUACAAUGAGCAGCAGGUGGAUCCUGAGCAGCCUGAGGAUGUUAAGCAUUGUUUCAGGUGUGAUGAAUGUGACAAGGCCUUCAAGUACAAGUCCACAUUGGAUUCCCACAAACAAACUCACAACCCGCUCUACUGCGAGGUGUGCAUGAAACUGGUACGGGACCCUGAGGCAUUGGCAAUGCACAAAGAAUCCCACACUCCAUUUCAGUGUAACCAGUGUGAGGAGAAUUUCCCUGUGUUCAAGGCCCUGCAUAAGCACUAUAUCGACGUCCAUAAUCCCAUCGAGCCUUUUACCUGCACCCACUGUCAGACAACAUUUGCUAGUCUAAAGCGUUUCAUCAGACACGAGUGGAAACACACUGGUUACCAACCAUUUCAGUGUCCUCAUUGCACCAAAAGAUUCAGAUCGUAUUCUGACCUUGUGGAGCACCAGAAAAAGCACACUAAAGCGUAUCCAUUCCUCUGCUGGGAAUGUGGCAAGAAAUUCAGGCACGGUGUGACAUUGACGAGGCACGUGGAGCGUGUGCAUCACUCUGGAGAACCUGUGACGGAAAAACCAAUGCCAAUCUUCACCUGCGCUCAGUGCGGGAAGACCUUCACGUCCAGAAGAUGCCUCCUGAAGCAUGACAACUUCCAUCACAAAGGGUUGCGUUUCCCAUGUGAGCACUGUGGAAAGGGAUUCUUUGGCAAGGAUGCCUUGGUGAGGCAUACUUUGAUUCACACAGGGGAAAGGCCUUUCAAGUGCGACGACUGUGACAAGUCUUUCAGAUCUGCUGCAGAAUUAAAGAUACACAGGAGAUACCAUACUGGGGAACGGCCAUUUAAGUGCAACGUGUGUGAAAAAGGUUUUGUCCAAUCCUGUUUUCUUACCUUACACAUGCGAACCCAUACUGGAGAAAGACCAUAUGUAUGUGCAGUAUGUAACAAGGGCUUUUCAAGCUUGCAUGGCUUAAAACGUCACAGGAGACUUGUUCAUGCGUAGGCCAUAAGACAUAGGGAUUUUCUGUUUAAUGUUUCCCCAUUUAAGGAGAUCAGCAUCAGAUGUAGACCAGAACUUGAGGAACUGUUAAGGAUUUAACCUUGCUUAUGGGCAUUUGGUGUGGAAGGGAAAUUGGGACUGGGUUUUCCAGUUGAAGGACUUUUUGUUUAAAAUAUCAGCCGCGUCAUUGUCUGGCUGUCACAGCUUGGAUUGUUGGAAGCUGUGUAAUUGUAUAGUGCAUUAUAAAAAUGUAGCUUUGUAUUUUUUACACAAAACUUUGCUGUAGUUCUACAUAAGAUUUGUAUGUAUAAAAGAUAUAAACCGUGAUUCCCUUGAGGGAUUUAUUUCUUUUUCUUAAAUAAAUUGAAUAUUUGAU
Notothenia coriiceps (black rockcod) is the source of this 2840-nucleotide messenger RNA. Its product is annotated as zinc finger protein 708-like. The transcript is spliced from 5 exons. Bases 146 to 2467 code for a protein of 773 amino acids. Lineage: Eukaryota; Metazoa; Chordata; Actinopteri; Perciformes; Nototheniidae. The record is from RefSeq and is a predicted model, not a curated record. Gene Ontology annotation, molecular function: RNA polymerase II cis-regulatory region sequence-specific DNA binding; DNA-binding transcription factor activity, RNA polymerase II-specific. Gene Ontology annotation, biological process: regulation of DNA-templated transcription.